Molecule: messenger RNA, 9919 nt
Organism: Sceloporus undulatus (fence lizard)
Lineage: Eukaryota; Metazoa; Chordata; Lepidosauria; Squamata; Phrynosomatidae
Gene: FBN1
Product: fibrillin 1
Exons: 66
Coding region: 359-9034 (2891 amino acids)
Molecular function (GO): calcium ion binding
Source: RefSeq, a predicted model, not a curated record
GCAGCAGAGGAGGAGAAGAGGAGAAGAGGAGGCAGCCCAGGCAGCUCCAGUGGGUCCCCCUUCCUUCUCCCUUCUUCUCCAGCCCCAAAAAGAAGGGAAAGAGUGGGGCAGAGAGGAGGAGGAGAGAAAGACAGGGGUCUCCUCCUGAGCUUCGCCAGAGAGAGAGAGAGAGAGCCAGCACUGCUGAUCCCAGCCUCUUCCCAGGGAGGCAGCCAAGCCAAGCCAAGCCCCCGCGACCCCCGGGGCUGCUGCUGCUGCUGCUGGAGGAGGAAGAAGAAGAAGAGGAGAAGGUUGGGAAAGCUUGCAAGGAAAGAAGGGAGCAAAGGAGGGAAGGCAGGAGCGAGAGCCCCGGGGCAAGAUGCGGUUGCUGCUGCUGAGGCUGGCCCUGGUGGGGCUGCUGCUGGUCUCCUUCCCUUCCCCGGGAGAAGGGGCCGCCGAGGGCAACGGGUUGGAAGCGGAUGCCUCUGUUGCUGCUGCUGCUGCUGCCUCUGCUGCCUCCGCCCCGAAGGAACCCAUCAGCCGAGCCAGUCGGGCCAAGAGGCGAGGGCAGGCCGGGGGCGCCGUGGGACACGAUGCACUCAAAGGACCCAAUGUAUGUGGAUCGCGUUACAAUGCCUACUGUUGUCCUGGGUGGAAAACUUUACCAGGUGGAAACCAGUGCAUAGUCCCGAUUUGUAGACAUUCCUGUGGAGAUGGAUUUUGCUCAAGACCAAACAUGUGCACAUGUCCAAGUGGCCAGAUUGCCCCAUCCUGUGGCUCAAAAUCAGUGCAACACUGCAACAUCAGAUGUAUGAAUGGCGGUACCUGUAGUGAUGACCAUUGCCUCUGCCAGAAGGGAUACACCGGGACACACUGUGGACAGCCUGUGUGUGAAAGUGGGUGCCUGAAUGGAGGAAGAUGUGUUGCCCCAAACAGAUGUGCCUGCACUUAUGGCUUUACUGGACCUCAGUGUGAAAGAGAUUAUAGGACUGGGCCAUGCUUCACUUUGGUAACCAACCAGAUGUGCCAGGGGCAGCUCAGUGGCAUCGUCUGCACCAAAACCCUCUGCUGUGCAACUGUUGGAAGAGCAUGGGGCCACCCGUGUGAAAUGUGUCCAGCUCAGCCUCAUCCCUGCCGUCGGGGGUUCAUUCCAAACAUCCGAACAGGAGCUUGUCAAGAUGUGGAUGAAUGCCAAGCUAUCCCUGGGAUCUGUCAAGGGGGAAAUUGCAUUAAUACUGUUGGAUCUUUUGAGUGCAAAUGCCCAGCUGGACACAAGUUUAAUGAAGUGACACAAAAAUGUGAUGAUAUUGAUGAAUGCAAUACAAUCCCUGGAAUCUGUGACGGAGGAGAAUGUUCCAAUACUAUUAGCAGUUACUUUUGCAAAUGUCCUUCUGGAUAUUAUACAUCCCCAGAUGGCUCUAGGUGCAUAGAUGUACGUCCUGGAUACUGCUUUUCUUCUCUCACCAAUGGCCGUUGUGGCAACCAGCUCCAACAGGUGCUAACCAAAAUGCAGUGCUGUUGUGACUCUGGACGAUGCUGGUCUCCUGGAGCCACUAGUGCCCCAGAAAUGUGUCCCAUUCGUGCCACUGAGGAAUUCCGCAAACUAUGCAUACUUGGAAGCCUUUUGCCUGCAAGACCAGAAGUCCCUGGCGUCCCAGGCCUUCCUCCUCCUGUUUUUCCACCCGAUGUAUAUCCCCCACCAGUCUUUCCACCGGACUUGGUUGUACCAUCUCGUAGACCAAUAGUACCACCAGCCGUUUUACCUGUUAAUGUCACUCGGCCUCAAGCCAACAUCUGCCAGUUAUACCAAAAUCUCUGCAUUAAUGGACGCUGUGUCCCAACUCCUGGAAGUUACCGUUGUGAAUGCAAGAAAGGAUUUGAACUGGACCUUAGAGGGGAAUGCAUUGAUGUUGACGAAUGUGAGAGGAAUCCCUGUAUUGGUGGAGACUGUGUAAAUACACAAGGAUCCUAUAUAUGCCAGUGCCGUCCUGGGUAUCAAAGCACCUUGAUGAGAACAGAAUGCCGAGAUAUUGACGAAUGCUUGCAGAAUGGCCGGAUAUGUAACAACGGGAGAUGCAUUAACACAGACGGCAGUUUCCACUGUGUUUGCAAUGCUGGUUUUCAUGUGUCAGCUGAUGGAAAGAACUGUGAAGAUAUGGAUGAAUGCAGCAUACGGAAUAUGUGUCUCAAUGGCAUGUGCAUCAAUGAAGAUGGAAGUUUUAAGUGUAUUUGCAAACCUGGUUUUCAGCUAGCUUCAGAUGGACGUUACUGCAGAGAUAUCGAUGAGUGUGAGACACCUGGAAUCUGUAUGAAUGGGCGCUGUGUGAAUACCGAUGGCUCCUUCAGGUGCGAAUGUUUCCCAGGCCUUGCUGUGGGACUGGACGGACGCGUGUGUGUUGACACGCACAUGCGGAGCACAUGUUAUGGUGAAUACAGAAGAGGUCAAUGUGUUAAACCAUUAUCUGGAGCAGUUACUAAAUCAGAAUGUUGUUGUGCCAGCACUGACUAUGCCUUUGGGGAACCGUGCCAGCCUUGUCCUGCACAAAGCUCAGAUGAAUAUCAUGGUCUUUGUAGCAGUGGUCCAGGCAUAACAGCAACUGGAACUGAUAUCAAUGAAUGUGCUCUGGAUCCUGACAUUUGUCCAAAUGGAAUCUGUGAAAAUCUGCGUGGAACAUACAAGUGCAUCUGUAAUUUUGGGUAUGAAGUGGAUUCAACUGGGAAAAACUGCUUAGACAUUGAUGAAUGUGCCUUGAACACAUUGCUCUGUGACAAUGGACAAUGCAGGAACACCCCUGGAAGUUUCACCUGUACCUGCCCCAAGGGAUUUGUAUACAAACCUGAUCUACAGACAUGUGAAGAUAUUGAUGAGUGUGAAUCCAGCCCCUGUGUUAAUGGAGUGUGCAAAAACACCCCUGGCUCUUUUGUCUGUGAAUGCUCCCCUGAAAGUUCUUUGGACGCAACAAAAACUGUCUGCAUUGAGACUGUUAAAGGCACUUGCUGGCAGACAAGUGUGAAUGGGAGAUGUGAAAUAAAUAUCAAUGGGGCAACUUUGAAAUCUCAGUGCUGUUCUUCACUUGGUGCUGCUUGGGGAAGUCCUUGUGUUCCAUGUGAACGAGAUCCAAUCUGUUCAAAAGGCUACUCAAGGAUAAGAGGAACACUGUGUGAAGAUGUCAAUGAGUGUGAAGUGUUUCCUGGAGUUUGCACAAAUGGAGUAUGUGUCAAUACUUUGGGAUCCUUUGUUUGCCAGUGUCCUAAUGGAAUGACUUUGGAUGCAACUGGACGGAAGUGUAUUGAUAUUCGCUUGGAGACAUGCUACCUGAAACAUGAUGAUGAAGACUGCACCUCACCAAUAGGAGGGCGACAUCGGCUGGAUGCUUGCUGCUGUUCAGUAGGUGCGGCCUGGGGGCCUGACUGCGAUGAAUGUCCUACAAAGGGAACCCCUGACUAUGAUGCACUUUGUCCAAGAGGACCUGGAUUUUCUAGCCGGGAUCCCAUCAAUGGAAAACCAUUCUUCAAAGAUAUCAACGAAUGCAAAAUGAUUCCAAGACUUUGCACCUAUGGGAAAUGCAGAAACACCAUUGGGAGUUUUCGAUGUAAAUGUGACAGUGGGUUUGCACUUGAUUCUGAAGAGAGAAACUGUACAGAUAUUGAUGAAUGUCGCAUUUCUCCUGACUUGUGUGGCCAAGGAAUUUGUGUGAAUACCCCUGGAGAUUUCCAUUGUGAAUGCUUUGAGGGCUAUGAAAGUGGAUUUAUGAUGAUGAAAAACUGCAUGGACAUAGAUGAAUGUGAAAGAAAUCCUCUGUUGUGCAGAGGUGGUGUCUGCAUAAACACUGAAGGGAGCUUCAAAUGUGAUUGUCCUCCAGGUCAUCAGUUGGCGCCAAACAUCUCUGCCUGUGUAGAUAUCAAUGAGUGUGAUUUGAGUAUGAAUUUAUGCAGAAAUGGACGCUGCGUCAAUCUUAUUGGAAAGUACCAGUGUGCCUGCAACCCUGGAUAUCACUCCACACCUGACAGAUUAUUUUGUGUUGAUAUUGAUGAGUGCAGUAUAAUGAACGGCGGAUGUGACACCUUCUGUACAAAUUCAGAAGGCAGCUAUGAAUGUAGCUGCAGACCAGGAUUUGCACUGAUGCCAGAUCAUAGAACUUGCACUGAUAUUGAUGAAUGUGAAGACAAUCCUAACAUCUGUGAUGGAGGCCAAUGUACUAACAUACCUGGAGAAUAUAGGUGCCUUUGUUAUGAUGGAUUCAUGACAUCUGAGGACAUGAAGACUUGUCUAGAUGUUAACGAAUGUGAACUGAACCCAAACAUCUGUCUGAGUGGAAGCUGUGAGAAUACAAAAGGCUCCUUUAUCUGUCACUGUGAUAUGGGCUAUUCUGGUAAAAAGGGAACAACUGGUUGCACAGAUAUUAAUGAAUGUGAAAUUGGAGCUCAUAAUUGUGAUCGGCAUGCUAUAUGUACAAACACAGCUGGAAGUUUCAAAUGCAGUUGCAGUCCAGGUUGGAUUGGAGAUGGUAUCAAAUGUACAGAUCUAGAUGAAUGCUCCAAUGGGACACACAUGUGCAGCCCACAUGCUGAUUGCAAAAACACCAUGGGCUCAUACCGCUGCUUAUGUAAAGAAGGAUAUUCUGGGGAUGGAUUCACAUGUGCAGAUAUUGAUGAAUGCUCAGAAAAUGUGAAUUUCUGUGAAAAUGGCCAGUGCCUAAAUGCUCCAGGAGGCUAUCGCUGUGAAUGCGAUAUGGGAUUUUUGCCAAGCCCAGAUGGGAAAGCCUGUGAAGAUAUUGAUGAAUGCAUCCUAGCUAAUAUUUGUGUCUAUGGGACUUGUCUCAACCUCCCUGGUCUGUUCCGAUGCCAAUGUGAGACAGGAUACGAAUUGGACAGAAGUGGCGGUAACUGCACAGAUAUCAACGAGUGUGCAGAUCCUACAACUUGCAUCAGUGGUACUUGCCUCAAUAUCCCAGGCAGUUACACCUGCGAAUGCCCCCCAGAUUUUGAACUGAACCCCACUCGUGUUGGAUGUGUUGAUACGCGUUCUGGUUACUGUUACUUGGAAAUCAAACCUCGAGGAGAUAAUGGAGAUACAGCUUGCAGCAAUGAAAUUGGGGUUGGAGUUUCCAAGGCUUCUUGCUGCUGUUCCCUUGGUAAAGCAUGGGGAAUUCCUUGUGAACAGUGUCCAGCUGUGAAUUCAACUGAAUACAAGCAGCUAUGUCCCGGAGGAGAAGGAUUCCGUCCCAAUCCUAUUACAGUUAUUUUGGAGGAUAUUGAUGAGUGUCAGGAGCUACCUGGACUCUGCCAAGGAGGACAAUGUAUCAAUUCAUUUGGUAGCUUUCAGUGCCAGUGUCCAUCCGGCUACUAUUUGAACGAAGAGACUCGAGUGUGUGAUGAUAUCGAUGAAUGUACUACACCUGGCAUCUGCGGACCUGGUACUUGCUACAAUACCAUAGGGAACUACACUUGUAUUUGUCCGCCAGACUACAUGCAAGUUAAUGGUGGAAACAACUGUAUGGAUAUGAGAAGGAGUUUGUGCUACAGAAACUAUUAUGCUGACAACCAAACUUGUGACGGAGAGCUGCUCUUUAACAUGACCAAAAAAAUGUGCUGCUGUUCCUACAACAUUGGACGAGCCUGGAAUAGGCCUUGUGAACAAUGUCCAAUCCCAAGCACUGAUGAAUUUUCAACCCUAUGUGGAAGUCAAAGGCCUGGUUUCUUCAUAGACAUUUACACAGGGUUACCUGUUGAUAUUGAUGAAUGCCGUGAGAUCCCUGGGGUGUGUGAAAAUGGAGUCUGUAUAAACCUGGUUGGCAGUUUCCGAUGUGAAUGUCCAGCAGGAUUCUUCUACAAUGACAAAUUACUAAUCUGUGAAGAUAUUGAUGAAUGCCAAAAUGGUCAUGUGUGUCAACAAAAUGCAGAUUGCAUCAACACACCAGGCAGCUAUCGCUGUGAUUGCAAACCUGGGUAUCGGUUCACACCUGUAGGCCGAUGUGUUGAUCGCAAUGAGUGUCAAGAGAUACCUAACAUUUGUAGUCAUGGUGAUUGCAUAGAUCAAGAGGGAGGAUAUAUUUGUCGUUGCCACACUGGAUUCAAAACCAAUGAAGAUCAAACUAUGUGUGUAGAUAUUAAUGAAUGUGAACGAGAUCCCUGUGGAAAUGGCACAUGUAGGAAUACGGUCGGCUCUUUCAACUGUCGCUGCCAUACAGGAUUCAUCCUUUCUCACAACAAUGACUGUAUAGAUAUUGAUGAAUGUGCCAGUGGCAAUGGAAAUUUGUGCAGAAAUGGCCGGUGCAUCAACACUAUUGGGUCUUUCCAGUGUCUCUGCAACGAUGGUUAUGAGAUGCCUCCAGAUGGAAGGGUCUGUGUUGACAUAAAUGAAUGUGCACUGGAGCCUGGUAAAUGUGCACCUGGUACAUGUCAAAAUCUGGAUGGUACAUACAGAUGCAUCUGUCCUCCUGGAUAUGUCCUACAGGAUGACAACUGCAAUGAUAUUGAUGAAUGUGCAGAAGAAGCAGAGAUCUGUGCAUUGGGCACAUGCAGCAAUACCCCAGGCAGCUUUGUUUGCCUGUGUCCUGAAGGAUUUAUAGUAUCUUUAACUGGACGCAGGUGUCAAGAUCAGAGAGUAAGCUACUGUUAUACUAAAUUUGAAGAUGGGAAAUGUACCGUUCCCAAAUCCAGAAACCAUUCUAAGCAAGAAUGUUGCUGCAAUAUGCAUGGGGAAGGUUGGGGCGAUCCAUGUGAACUGUGCCCACCAGAAGGAGCAGAAGCUUAUCGCCAAAUCUGUCCAUUUGGAUCUGGCAUUCUGGUGGGCCCUCGUGGUGAACCAAUUGAUGCGGAUGAAUGUCUGGAUCCAGACAACUGUAAACAUGGCCAGUGUAUCAAUACAGAUGGUUCCUUCCGCUGUGAGUGCCCAUUUGGUUAUGUGCUUCAAGGAAAUGAAUGUGUAGAUACGGAUGAAUGCUCUGUAGGAACCCCUUGUGGAAAUGGAACUUGUAAAAACAUUAUUGGAAGUUUUGAAUGCACCUGUGAGGAAGGAUUUGAGCCAGGACCCAUGGUAACAUGUGAAGAUGUAAAUGAAUGUGCUCAGAAUCCACUUCUUUGUGCUUUCCGGUGUGUGAAUACCUAUGGAUCAUACGAAUGCAAAUGUCCUGCUGGCUACAUUCUUAGAGAAGACAAGCGAAUGUGUAAAGAUCAGAAUGAGUGCGAAGAAGGAAUUCAUGACUGUGACUCAAAGCUAAUGACGUGCAAAAAUCUGAUAGGCACAUACAUGUGCAUAUGUGGACCAGGAUUUCAACGCAGGCCAGAUGGUGAAGGUUGCGUAGAUGAAAAUGAAUGUCAAACCAAACCUGGUUUGUGUGAAAAUGGACGCUGUAUAAACACACAAGGAAGCUUCCGAUGCGAAUGUCAUGAUGGUUUCAAUGUCAAUGAAGCUCAAAAUGAAUGCAUAGACACCAGAGAGGGCUACUGCUUCACUGAAGUCUUGCAGAGCAUGUGUCAGAUUGGAUCAAGCAACAGGAACCCCGUAACCAAGUCUGAAUGCUGUUGUGAUGGUGGGCGAGGAUGGGGACCCAACUGUGAAAUCUGCCCCUUCAUGGGCACUGUAGCCUUCAAAAAACUUUGUCCUCAUGGCCGUGGAUUCACAACUGAUGGAUCAGAUAUUGACGAGUGCAAAGUUAUUCAUGAUGUCUGUGAGAAUGGAAAGUGUAUCAACGAGAGAGGAUCAUACCGUUGUGAUUGCAAAGAGGGCUACACAACAGAUAUCACAGGAACUCUCUGUAUGGAUCUCAAUGAGUGCAACCAGUCACCAAAGCCUUGCAAUUUUAUCUGCAAAAAUACAGAGGGGAGUUACCAGUGCUCUUGCCCCAAAGGCUACAUUUUGCAAGAAGAUGGGAGAAGCUGCAAAGAUCUUGACGAAUGUGCAACCAAACAACACAACUGCCAGUUCCUCUGUGUUAACACCAUUGGCGGCUUUACUUGUAAAUGUCCCCCUGGAUUUACUCAACAUCAUUCAGCAUGUAUUGAUAACAACGAAUGUGCCUCUGACAUCAAUCUUUGUGGAUCUAAGGGCAUUUGUCAAAACACACCCGGAAGCUUCACUUGUGAAUGUCAGCGUGGCUUUUCACUUGACCAGACUGGUGCCAGUUGUGAAGAUGUUGAUGAGUGUGACGGAAAUCAUCGAUGCCAGCAUGGUUGCCAGAAUAUAAUUGGAGGAUACAGGUGCAGUUGUCCACAAGGAUAUCUCCAGCACUAUCAGUGGAACCAAUGUGUCGAUGAAAAUGAAUGUCUCAGUGCCCAUAUUUGUGGUGGAGCAUCUUGCCACAACACUUUGGGAAGCUACAAAUGCAUGUGCCCUACUGGAUAUCACUAUGAGCAGUUCAGUGGAGCAUGCCAAGAUGUCAAUGAGUGUGGUUCUUCACAAGCACCAUGCAGUUAUGGGUGUUCAAACACAGAAGGUGGUUAUGUCUGUGGAUGCCCACCGGGGUAUUUCCGAAUAGGACAAGGGCAUUGUGUUUCUGGCAUGGGACUGGGGAAGGGUCAUGGCCAAGACUUAGCAGUCAGUGGUGAAGUCGAUGACAAUUCACUUUCUCCAGAAGCUUGCUAUGACUGUAAAAUCAAUGGCUAUCCUAAGCGGGGUAGGAAACGACGAAGCGCAAAUGAAACAGAUGCACUUGAUGCAGAGGAUCAGCCUGAGAUGGAGGCAGCCGUUAACCUUGCCAGCUGGGAUAUUGAAAAGCCAGCUACCCUUUCUUUCAACAUCUCUGAUAUUAAUAACAAAGAUCGUAUCUUGAAACUGAUCCCUGCUCUCACAACACUGACAAAUCACAACCGAUAUUUAAUAGACCAUGGGAAUGAAGGAGGUUUCUUUCGGAUUAACCAGAGAGAAGGAGUAAGCUUCCUUCACUUAACAAAGAAGAAGCCAGUGCCUGGAACAUACUCAUUACAGAUCAGUAGUAUUCCACUUUAUAAAAAGAAGGAACUCAACCAGCUUGAAGAUAAGCAUGACAAAGACUACCUCAGUGGUGAGCUAGGAGACAACCUGAAAAUGAAAAUUGAAAUUUUGCUUCAUUAAUCCACCAACCAGAGACCGAUAAUUAAAACCAAAGAUAGCUAGGCAAGACUUGAAUGUUUUAUUUCCCAAUAAGGUUCUCCAUAUCACAGGUACAAUCCUUCAUGAAUGCAUUUGAACACGUGAGCACUAUUCCAUUUCGACAUAAGCAAGGUACAAGAAGAAAUCUGUAGCUCACAGCAACCACUUUCUCAGGCUUCUUGGAAAAUGUAUACUUUGAUAUGCUGAACCUUGAAUAGCAGGACUGCUGUUGGAGGUUGGCCACAGAUGUCAAAAAGCUAUCAGCAGGGAUUCAAGAACACAAGUUCCAUCAAUGGAUUCUUCUGUUUGUAAAACCAAUCUUAAAAAUCUGCUUCUUCAACUACAUCUUACUAGGUCAGCCGUUUAUGAUAUCCUUUUGGUGCUAGAAAAAAAAUGUCCAUUUAGAUUUUAUAAAUGCACUGUAAUAUGUACAUGACUUAGAAGCCAAAGAAAUUGCAAUUACUCAGUCUAAAUGCAUCAAUCAACCAAAGUUUAGCUCAGUAGUUUAUUUCAGUUAUACCUAUAAUACAGUACAUGUAAAUUAAAGUGUGUGUAUACUGUAACCAAGCUAUUUUUAUCCAUGAAGCAUUUGUAAACUAGAUUAAUAACACCUUCCAUGCGAGGGUUUAUAAUGGUGCUUAUAAGAACAACUACUUAACUGUAUACACAAAUCUGGUGAUGAAAUUUCUGUGACAAUCAAAAUGCACUGAGGUCAGUGGGGAUCAUGAAACAUUCUCAAAAUUCACAUGACACAGUGCAAGCUGCAGUUACACCAUGACAAUGUAACACAUGUCAAAGAGUGCCUACCAUGAUUCAUAUCAAAAAGGGUUCAAUGUCAAAUGUCACAAUAAAACAGUUCUUUUUUUA